AUCAUAGAAGAAGAAGUAGAUAACAAAGAAGAAGACUUGACUAGCUCUUGUCUUGUUGCCAGGAUCGCGAGAAGAGGAUAAGUAAACGAUAUUCUUCAAACCAGCUUGCAGCUGUCAUUUUUGUAGCCUGUAUCGCCGAUAGUGUCCCCAGGGGACAAGCUCAAUCUGCCUCACGUUGCAGUUGGAGUCUGCUGUCCAAUCUCUGUCUUACCCUCAGAUCCUCUCUCUUCCCCUGCUGGUUCCUUCCUGAACCUCUUGCUCUCCUUAAACCCUCUUUACUUGGAGUGAACCACUAUGGCAGCAGCAAAGCCCAAAGGGCAGAACUCUCUGGCCCUCCACAAAGUGAUCAUGGUGGGCAGUGGUGGAGUGGGGAAGUCAGCCCUCACUCUGCAGUUCAUGUAUGACGAGUUUGUUGAGGACUAUGAACCAACCAAAGCGGACAGCUAUAGGAAAAAGGUAGUUCUGGAUGGGGAGGAGGUCCAGAUAGACAUCCUGGACACUGCGGGACAAGAGGACUAUGCUGCCAUCCGGGACAACUACUUCCGCAGUGGGGAGGGCUUCCUCUGUGUCUUCUCCAUCACUGAGGCAGAGUCGUUUGCAGCUACAGCAGACUUCAGGGAGCAGAUCUUGCGGGUGAAGGAGGAUGAGAGUGCGCCCUUCCUCCUGGUGGGGAACAAGUCUGACUUGGAGGACCGGCGGCAGGUCAGCGCGGAAGAGGCCAAGGCGCGUGCUGAACAGUGGGGCGUGUGCUACGUGGAGACCUCUGCCAAAACCCGUGCCAAUGUCGACAAGGUAUUCUUUGACCUGAUGAGAGAGAUCCGAGCGAGAAAGAUGGAGGACAGUAAAGAGAAAAACGGCAAGAAGAAAAGGAAAAGUUUGGCCAAGAGGAUUCGAGAGAGAUGCUGCAUUUUAUAGUGACAAGGGGGUCAGUGAUGACUGCUUUGUGUAUAUAAAUAUUUCACCUAUUUUUGCAUUUUAUUUGUGCCCAUAGAAGCCCCUUACUCCUGGUUCUGGUACCCAGGGAUUCUAGUCUUGGAUCAGAAGUAACUGGUUGGUUGAACAAAAGGUGAGUGGCGCUGACUGUGGCAAGUGGUUCAUGGACAGAUUUGGCAGUCCCAUAAUCCUUGUGUUGCUCAAUCGAUCCUCUAUGCUCUGACACUCCUCAAACCUGCAGCCUCUAUAGUUCUUCUGGACCACAUGUUAGAGAUGGCACAGACUUAAUGUGGUUAAAACAUUGGGCGUGGCUCUUUGUAGGCUGAUUUAAAAAUAAGUGAAUAUAACUUAAAUGUACGCAUACCCAACAAGACCAUGGUCAUGUUAUGACUGAGAUCUUGGACAGCUCCAAACCCAGAACAUUUUCCUAUUUCUGAGGGACCAUUUCCAAUUAAAAUGAUUUAACACCAAUUAACCUGAUUGAAUGAGAGGAAAAAAGCCUGCAUGCCUCCAGGGUUGGGUUUCCCAAAAGCAUGUUAAGGCUAAGUUCGUUAGAAAUUUCAUAGGAUCAUCGUUAAAUCUCAGAGCUGUUUCACAAAACCAUCAUUACUAACUUCCAUUUGAAAACACUUGUAAUCUAACAACUGCUUCAGACCACAGCUAAAGUGUGUCAGAUUAUCUUUUGCCCUCCCGCAUAACUUUACACACCAUCUCAGAUAAACACAAUCAAAGUGUUUGUCUCUGAUUGCUGUUAACUUCAUAGUUGAAUACAAAUAGUCUACAAAGUUUGCAAUGCUACAAACAAGCGACGCAAUGACAAAACAGGUUUCAAAUGAAAACUGAGAUGACUAUAUUGUAAGAUAGAUAUUAGACUACAUAUUUCAGUCAUAUUGAAAUUACUUUAUUGUUUAAUCAAUUGAGUUAUAUUUUUCUAAUUGUAGGCUACUGUAAGAUGUGCCAAAUUUGGUUUAGUGUAUUAUUAUAGGCUAAGCUGAUCAUACUUUCUGUAGGAGCAUGUCCUUCAUCACUAUUGUAUAUUCUUUCUAGGCCCAGGACUAGUUAGGCACUGAAUUAUUUUAAAAAUAAACCAAAAAUCCAGGUUUACUAUUGAUGCAUACACUCUUAAGUUUUCAAAACGUCAAAAUUGUAUACAUAAGCACACUGACAAGCUUUGUUUCUCCUCUGUUGUGAGGGGAAUCAGUUUCAUUAUUUACACUCCCUUUCAUUCAUUCUUGGAGAGAAGACCAAUUCUUUGGGUUCUCGUUCAUUAUGGUAGAAGGGUGUGAAACUUGACAGUUUACCUGAACUUGUUUAGUAAUUUACCUGGCCUUUACUUCAUUUACCUUUUCCAUUGGAAAAGUUAGGUCCUGUAAUUAAUGAGCAUUACCAGAAAUCACCAUAUUUUCUUUCAUGUUCUCUCUUGGUUUCUAUAGCACCAAGUCCUUUCCAUUACUGCUGCCUCAGACCCACUUGUUACAGACUGGGUCAACUGGAUUAUAUCUAAACAUGUCGUAGAUCUUUGGUGUUAAAGGGGUACUGCACUUCCUAAUUUUGCCUUGUUUUAGACUUGGUUCAUUAAGAAAUGCUAGUUUCCAUGACUGAAUUCAAACGGGAGUUGGUUUCGCGGUCUGGUUUGAUGCAGGUGUCUCUUGUGUGUUCGCAGAUGGGAAGAGUUAGCCAAUUAGCUUCAGCCGGCUGGUGUGCUACCUUGGCAAAGUUGGUUUGACUUUGGAUAGCCUAUCUUUGGGAAUAGUAGGGACCGUCCAUAAGUUACACAAUGUACAUCAUUUUAGUUGUCUCAUUAAAUGCUUUCAAUAUUUGUAUAUGAAUUUCUACAAUUUAUAGUUGGGUUGAAGUUUUUAAAUCAUUGAAAUUUAGAGAUAUUGUCCCAUGUACACACCCUGUAUCACAUACGGUUGUGAUUGGGAGUCCCAUAGGGCGGCGCACAUUUGGCCCAGUGUUGUCCGGGUUUGGCCGGGGUAGGCCGUCAUUGUAAAUAAGAAUUUGUUCUUAACUGACUUGCAUAGUUACAAAAAAUAAUUAAAUGUACAUUGUAAUUUACUGAUGGUCCCUGACUAGCCCCAUAGGCAUUAUGAUCAGGUAGUGUGGAGCUGUGCUCCGAAUUGAUGAUUACUUGGGUGCUGGCUUGUGGGCAGGAUUAAAAUAAACCCAACCCACAGAAAACUUAUGUUAAUCUUCAUUCCGUAACAUAUAAUUAUUAUUUUUUUAUCGUCUCGCAUAUCAGUUUUGGACAAAUACACUUAGUAGUACAUUUUGACACUAGAAUAAAUGUUUGACUCAUAUCGAUGCUACUUAGGCCAUAUUUUUUUUUACCCCUCCCCUUUUUCUCCCCAAUUCAGUCAUAUCCAAUUGCGAUCUUGUCUCAUCGCUUCAACAGGCUUGGGGAAAGGCAAAGGUCGAGUCAUGCGUCCUCCAAAACAUGGCAUGCCAAACCGCGCUCCUUUACACCUGCCCGCUUAACCCGGAAGCCAGCCGCACCAAUGUGUCGGAGGAAACACUGGUCAACUGAUGACCCAAGUCAGCCUGCAGGCGCCUGGCCUGCCACAAGAAGUUGCUAGAGCGCGAUGAGCCAAGUAAAGCCUCCCCUAACACAGAUGACGCUGGGCCAAUUGUGUGCAGCCAUAUGGGACUCCCAGAAGAAGUUGUUUUUUACGGUCAGUCGCUCUUUAAGGUCCUCCAUGAACUUUUUUCUUAAAUAGUGCAUGUUUUUUGGCGAGCUAGGUUGUUCAAUUUUCUUUGAACAUGACCCUGAUUCAUUUCACAACAGGGUGGUGACUUGUGGCUAUGCACCAAAGAUGACCAUCUCCGCCACCAUAGUUGGAGCACACCGUCUGCAACUACAUUUUCCAUAAAGACCGUUUACUCUGCAAGGCUUAUCAUGUAACUAUUGAGUGACUUUAAUGCAACCCAGGGGUUUUUAUUUUCACCUUUAUUUAACCAGGUAGGCUAGUUGAGAACAAGUUCUCAUUUAUAUCUGCGACCUGGCCAAGAUGAAGCAAAGUAGUGCGACACAAACAACAGAGUUACACAUGGAAUAAACAUACAGUCAGUAACACAAUAGAGGGGAAAAAAGUGUAUACCGUAAUUUCCGGACUAUUAAGCGCACCUGAAUA
This is a messenger RNA of Salmo salar (Atlantic salmon), 4067 nucleotides long. It is a transcript of the gene ralaa, whose product is annotated as RAS like proto-oncogene Aa. Gene Ontology annotation, cellular component: membrane. Gene Ontology annotation, molecular function: GTPase activity; GTP binding. Lineage: Eukaryota; Metazoa; Chordata; Actinopteri; Salmoniformes; Salmonidae. The record is from RefSeq and is a predicted model, not a curated record. Gene Ontology annotation, biological process: signal transduction.